AUGCAGAGUCGUGGCAUUGGGCCCACAGUAGUGUCGGGCUUCAAUGUCAUCGAGGAUCUCCCAAACGGAGAGAGGGUCGUCCGUAGAGCAUCCGUGGAUCCAAAUGGCAUCAGCGAAAAGAUUGGAGACAUCAAAGACGGCUCUGCCGUCAGUAUCACCGAGGAAGAGAUUGAGGCGCCUGAUCCUUUUAAGCCUUUUCCGCAUGACCCGGGUGUUCCGGAAGAAACCAACAUUUUGCGAGUUCGAAGUAUUUUCAUUGGCCUCGUUUGUGGAGCGUUGGUGAAUGCCUCGAAUGUUUAUCUUGGUCUCAAGACAGGAUGGACAUUUUCAGCUAAUCUGUUCGGCGCCAUUCUUGGAUUCGCUGUCAUCAAGUUCUGCUCGAAUACAUUUGCCAAAAAUUUCCCCAUCUUGGGCGGGGACUUUGGUCCAAAGGAGAACAAUAUUAUCCAAACAUCUGCCACCGCUGCUGGUGGAUUGAGCAGUAUUUUUAUAUCCGCCCUUCCCGCCCUCUAUCAGUUGAACCUUAUGAGCGAUGAUCCCAAAAAGGACUACUGGAGGAUUGUCUCUUUUACUACUGUCUGCGCCUACUUUGGCUUCUUCUUUGCUACACCUCUUCGAAAAUUUUUCAUCAUUUACCUCGCCCGUGAACUCCGGCUGGUUUUCCCUACUGGCACUGCCACUGCCAUGACCAUUCGUUCUAUGCACGCAGCGAUUGGUGGUGCUGCCAUUGCAAAGGCCAAGACAAAGGCAAUGGGAAUCGCGUUUGCUGGUGCCUGCACUCUGAGAGUAGUGUCGCAGUAUUGCAUUGGUAUUCUCUGGGACUGGCACAUUUUCACUUGGUUCUACAUUUGGGGCCACUACAAGAACCUGGCCAUCAAUGUGGAGAACUGGGGAUGGUAUGUUGAAUGGACGCCCGCCUUUAUUGGCUCCGGCAUGAUUGUCGGUCUCAAUCCCUCCUGGUCCUUCUUCUUUGGCAGCGUCGUUGCCUGGGGUAUCAUUGGCCCUGCCCUGGUUCACAAUGGCGCCGCAUACGGUGUACAAGCCUUGGGUCCAGAUGGUCCUGAGAAGUGGCAAGACUACAUUACUUUUGCUUCCCUCCACCUGAAAGACGCCAAAAACAACCCCAGUCCUAGAUACUGGCUCCUCUGGCCUGGUGUCUUGACUAUGAUCGUCGUCAGUUUUACCGAACUCUUUUGUCAGUACAAAGUCUUGUACUAUACAGGUAUUUCACUGUGGAGAGCUGUUGCCAUGUCUCUCAACGCAACUUUCCAAGCUAUGAAGAAAGAUGUGCCCUGGAUCAGAAAACAAGCCUCAAUCGAGGAAAAGCACACUGUUCAAGACUUUGCCACAGAGGAUGAGCUGGUCAAGUGGUGGAUGUGGGCUCCCGGGCUAUUGGUCGUCAUUAUCUGUACUUGCGUUGUCCUCGGGCUGCAAUACAACAUGCCUGUUGGAAUGUCACUUCUCGCAGUUUUCCUUGGAUUCAUCUUCUCCUUCUUGGCCAUUCAGUGCACUGGCGUCACGGAUAUUACCCCUCUGACUGCCGCAUCCAAGGCAUCCCAGCUUGUGCUCGGUGGCGCAACCCGCGGCGAGCACUGGUCCAUCAAGCGUGCUCUGACGCUCAACCUUAUCGGCGGCACUAUUGCCUCUGGUUCCGCUAACCAGUCUUCGGACCUGACGACCGAUUUCCGAGUCGGAUUCUUACUGCGGACUCCUCCAAAGCAGCAGUGGAUCGCACAGGGAAUCGGCUCCGUCGUUGCCAUUUUCCUCGCUCCUGGAAUGUUUGUCUUGUUUACAAAAGCCUAUCCUUGCAUUAUCGACCUUGAAGCUGAUACCUGCGCUUUUGCUGCCCCAUCCGUCUCCGCAUGGCGUGCUGUCGCGCAGGCCGUGACUGACCCGGUAUUCCCUGUCCCAACCUCAUCCGGCAUCUUCUCUGUCAUCUUCGCCGCCUUCGGUGCCCUGCUCGUCAUCUUCCGUACAUUCUACCUCACUGGCUCUCGCGAGAAAUACCGUGUCUGGGUGCCCAACAUGAUGGCCGUCGCGCUUGCAUUUGUCCUGCCCCAGACGCAAUACGGUACCGCCAUGGCCAUCGGAUCCACCGCCUCGUAUAUCUGGGCUAAGAAGAGCCCUGUCAAGUUUGACAUUUACUGCUAUGCCGUCGCCGCAGGUCUCAUUGCUGGCGAGGGUAUUGGCGGAGUCAUUAAUGCCAUCUUCCAAGUCGCUGGUAUUUCGGGAGACAAGUACGGUACCAAUAUUGCUUGUCCUGGAGAUUCUUGUUAA
Molecule: messenger RNA, 2277 nt
Organism: Xylona heveae TC161
Lineage: Eukaryota; Fungi; Ascomycota; Xylonomycetes; Xylonales; Xylonaceae
Product: OPT superfamily oligopeptide transporter
Exons: 9
Coding region: 1-2277 (758 amino acids)
Cellular component (GO): fungal-type vacuole membrane
Molecular function (GO): oligopeptide transmembrane transporter activity
Source: RefSeq, a predicted model, not a curated record